AUGGCGCCUUCAUGGCUCAGUGACUUGCGCCGUCUGAACCGCAACAACCUCGCAACUGUUCGCGCGGCGCCAUGGGCCGAGAUCUCAGGGUCUCUUGGCGAUCUGGGCACUCUGCUGCCGCUCAUGAUCGCCCUCGCCGCCCAAGGGUCCAUUCAUCUCGGCACCACCCUAGUAUUUUCGGGGUUGUUUAACAUCCUCACCGGUGUCUUCUAUGGCAUCCCUCUCCCAGUUCAGCCGAUGAAGGCUAUUGCCUCGGCAGCCAUCUCGAAUGGCUCUGCUAUGAGCGUAGUAACUGCUGCCGGACAGUGGGUUGGCGCAGCCGUCUUCAUCAUGAGCGUCACCGGCCUCUUGCGAUGGGUUGUGCGUGUCGUUCCUAUCCCUGUGGUCAAGGGUAUUCAGCUGGGAGCUGGUCUCUCGUUGAUUCUCGGCGCUGGUUCGUCGCUGCUCCAACCCCUUCACUGGGUUCAUCCGGCUCUUGAUAACCGCAUCUGGGCCUUGGUUGCUUUCCUUGCUCUCAUCGGUACCCAGAAGCUAUCUCGCUUCCCCUAUGCGUUGCUGUUCUUCGUUAUUGCGCUGCUGUUGGCCUUUGUUCAGGUUCUCAUGUCUCAACAGAGUCUGCCGUGGUUCCACGUCUGGCAUCCUCAGUUUGUCAUGCCUCGAUGGGUUGGGAAAGAUGAUUCACCUGCGUUGUGGAUGGCCAUCGGCCAGCUACCCCUGACGACGCUCAACUCUAUCAUCGCUGUCAGCGCACUAUCUCAGGAUCUUCUACCCGAUAUCCCUACACCCUCGGUGGGUUCUAUCGGAAUCAGUGUGGCCUUGAUGAAUCUCACAAGCACCUGGUUCGGAGGCAUGCCUGUCUGUCACGGUGCUGGGGGCUUGGCCGCGCAGUACCGAUUUGGGGCUCGCAGUGGCGCCAGUAUCAUCAUCCUCGGCCUUUUCAAGUUGAUCAUGGGCCUUGUUUUUGGUGAAACUCUGGUUGACCUCUUGCGGCACUAUCCCAAGAGCCUUCUCGGCAUCAUGGUCAUUGCGGCCGGCCUCGAACUGGCCAAGGUCGGCCAGAGCCUCAACCAAGGAGCUUCCGAUUUGUGGCAGACCGCUGCGCGACAAGAUGUUCGCCGACAUCGUGACCUUUCAGACGAGGAGCGCACCGAGAGAUGGACCGUCAUGCUCAUGACAACUGCCGGAAUCCUGGCCUUCCGGAACGAUGCUGUCGGGUUCCUGGCGGGCAUGCUUUGUCAUGGGGCAUACCGACUCUCUGAACGAUUGGCAAAGUGGCACUCAAGUCGAGGAAUCUUCACAUCUGAGCGUGACCCCCUUCUUCAUUGAUCUUGACACGGGUUGUUUGUCAAGGUACAACGCAUUGGCUGAUGACUGUUCGCAUUCUUACGGCGUUUGGCUUUUGCAUUGCUUCUUUCCCUCGUAGACAUUUGGUAUUGGCAUUGACACGUGUUAUGGUCAACGUAUUCUUUGCGCGACACUCAUUAUCGUUGACUCAGAAUAUGAGCACAAGGCUUGGAGCUUAUCUUACCACGUUGGCGUUGGGCUCUAGGUUGCAUUUUGUUGGGCAUGAGAAGGCAUGAGCGCAUCAUGAGAUAGAUCCUUCAGAUAUACGACAUUUUCUGUAGCUAGUAGGUAGGUGUAAGAAGUUGAUGUUC
Fusarium vanettenii 77-13-4 is the source of this 1655-nucleotide messenger RNA. RefSeq lists its product as uncharacterized. Gene Ontology annotation, molecular function: molybdate ion transmembrane transporter activity. Gene Ontology annotation, biological process: molybdate ion transport. The record is from RefSeq and is a predicted model, not a curated record. Bases 1 to 1326 code for a protein of 441 amino acids. NCBI's taxonomy places the organism in Eukaryota, Fungi, Ascomycota, Sordariomycetes, Hypocreales, Nectriaceae. The transcript has 2 exons.